AUGCCGACAGGAGUCCCUCUUGGAAACGGGCAGCCUCAGGAGGCGGGCCCUGCAGCCGGGAGUGACAGCCCCCCUAAUAAAAGGAGGUCAGUUCGGGGCCCUGGGGACGGGGGUGGUCCCCAGACUCCCAGAGACCUGGGCUCUUCUGCGGCGGCUCAGGAGAUAGAGGUGGCCUGCCGGGCAAGGCCAGAAGGGACCAGCACCCGCCUGCCAGUCACCCGUGGGCACCUGUGGCCCCACCUGCGGACCUGCUGCUCACCUGGGCAGGCGCCUCUUCCCAGCCUGUCUGCAAAGCCGGCCUCAGAGCGGUCUGUGCAGGCUGCGCCCUCAGCCCUGGCCGCAGCCAUGGCUGUGCAGGUGCCCCUGUGGCACCACUACCUGCAGGCCAUCCGCUCGCGGGGGGCGCCCCGGGCCCGGGACUUCCAGCGCGCCGAGGACGUGCUGCUCUCGGUGCUGGAACAGGUGCGUGCCCUGGACCCCCGCCUCCUCGUGGACUACUCCCGGGGCCUGGAGGCCUUCCGGUUUGCCCUGCGCCCCUCGGAGGUGCCCCAGUGGGUGGGCGCAGAGGGCCUCGUGAUUGAGGAGGUGAGGGCUGCCGCCGGGCGUCCCCGGGGAAGGGCCGGCCUGGAGCGGUGGAUGACAGACGAUGUCUUCAACACCCCGGAGGGCAGCGCCCAGUGCUGUGGCCACAUCGUGCCCAGCGAGGUCCUGCAGGUCCCCAAGGACCUUCUGGUGGCGGCCGUCGUGAACCGCAAGCGCCACGGCCUCUUCACGCCACGCUCUCUGAAUGCGGACAGCCUCAGGGAAGAGCAGCUCGGCCCGUCCCUACUGGUGUCCAGCGGCUGGAGAACGAUCUGCUUCAACGUGGUGCCCAUGGUGCAGAGGAAGCUCAGGGUGCCCGCUCUGGAGGGGGCCCGGCUGGUGCCCGGCUUCCCCGAGGGCGGCCUGGAAAGGAUCAUCCGCCAAGAGGUGGCCCUGGUUCCGGCCAGCUGAGCAUUGUCCAGGAUCUCCACUGACCACCUGCUCACCAGGCUGCUGGCUGUGCUGGGUUCCCUCCAGGGCCAUCACCUGGACGGCCUCUCCAUCCUGGACCGGGUCAACCACGAGAUCUGACGAGAAGGCGGCGAGGGCCCGGGCCUGACCCUCGGCCACCUGAAGGUACGCCUGGUGUGGGGCCCUGUGCUCUUCCCGGCGCCCGAGGGCUGGGCGGAGCUGCAGGGCGCCGUGUACCGCCAGCUCAUGGUGCUGCUCUGCUGUCUGGCCACCAGGAACCUGCCCCACUUCCUCUACCCCGAGCGGAACCUGCUGCAGGACUCCGGCCUGGACCUCAGUGCCCCCUCCCAGCGCGUGGAGCGCUUCGCCGGCCAGCCUGAGGCCUCCCUGCACAUCUGUGUCACCCACCUGGGCCAGCCCCCGCCGCGAAUUGGCAGCGGGGUCAAGGCGCUCCUGCAGCUGCCCGCCAGUGACCCCGCCUACUGGGUCACUGCCUACUUCGACGUCCUGCUGGACAAGUUCCAGGUCUUCAACGUCCAGGAUGAGGACCAGAUCUCGGCCAUGCAGACCAUCUUCCUGAAGACCAAGACCCAGGGUGCCGAGAAUUGCUGAGCUGAGUGCCUGUCUCAGCACCCUCCGUCUGGCUACACUGCCCCAUGGAGGCUCCUGGAACAUUUGGAGACGGGAAUGGGCUUCACCUAGAGUGGGUGGGGGGAGGGCGGAGGGCCUUUGUCCCCUGGGACCACCUGAGCCUGUCCAGGGAAGGCCCUGUGGGAGUCUGGGAGUGCUGGACAGUGGGUCUCCAGAGGUCCUGGGAUGAAGGUGCCACGUACUUCACGGGACGGCUGUUGAUCCAUCCAUAUGAUGUCAUCAAGACUCUGAAAACCAAGAAUCCGCGUGAGACCCGAGCUGGUCCCCACCCGCGUAGUACACUGAUCCGCGUGAUGAAAUCUCGGUGUCUGAUCUUGAGUACAUCAGUGUGCUGCUUGUACACAGUGGAGACGCUACCUACUGCUUUUUGUGUAUCUGCGGGGAGAUUAUUUUUCCUGGAAACAUAAAAGUAGAAAAAGCUUGUAUGCAGACAGGCAGUUCAACCCUCCCCCAUUCUCCGUGAACGACCCCCUGCCCACCCCCGAAUCCUCACCUUCUAGUUCAUGAAGGAGACAACCGCAGCCGCACCACCAGCAGCUGCUGAUGCUGUCACGCGAAGUCAGGCGGCUUCUCCUGGCAUCUGAUGCCAGCCCCUCCAUCUCCUCUCUCUGCCCUACUUCCCACCUGCAUUCUCUCAUCACCUCACUGCAGACAGCCGGCAGCCUCUCACCCUCCACGUGUCCCAGCCAGCAGGCAUUUUCUACUCUUCACUCUCCUUGCCUCUCAGUGACGUUACUCCUCAGAUUCCGAGCCGCAGCCCACGCCCCGGGGUCCUGAGAAGGGCCUGCAGACCCUGAGCGAGUCCGUGUAGCAGCCACUUCCCUGAACCUCCUCCAGA
Balaenoptera musculus (blue whale) is the source of this 2482-nucleotide messenger RNA. It is a transcript of the gene MAB21L4, whose product is annotated as mab-21 like 4. Lineage: Eukaryota; Metazoa; Chordata; Mammalia; Artiodactyla; Balaenopteridae. The record is from RefSeq and is a predicted model, not a curated record.